Melozone crissalis (California towhee) is the source of this 2964-nucleotide messenger RNA. It is a transcript of the gene CAPN7, whose product is annotated as calpain 7. Lineage: Eukaryota; Metazoa; Chordata; Aves; Passeriformes; Passerellidae. Bases 64 to 2505 code for a protein of 813 amino acids. Gene Ontology annotation, molecular function: calcium-dependent cysteine-type endopeptidase activity. The record is from RefSeq and is a predicted model, not a curated record. The transcript has 21 exons. Gene Ontology annotation, biological process: proteolysis.
GGGACACGGUGGGCUUCGACGGGAGCUGUCGCCGCUGCCGCCGGCACCGGGAGGGCGCUGGCCAUGGACGCCACCACGCUGGAGCUGGACGCGGUGAAGUUCGCGAAGCUGGCGGUGCAGCGGGACCAGAGCGGGCGCUACCAGGAAGCGGUCUUCUACUACAAGGAAGCUGCACAAGCCUUGAUUUAUGCUGGGAUGGCUGGGUCCAACUUGGAAAAUAUUCAAGAAAAAAUAAAUGAGUACUUGGAGAGAGUUCAAGCUCUCCAUUCAGCAGUUCAAUCACAGAAGACAGACCCUCUGAAGUCAAAACAACAGUUGGAUUUGGAGCGUGCUCACUUCCUAGUUACUCAGGCUUUUGAUGAAGAUGAUAAAGGCAAUGCAGAAGAAGCUAUAGAGUUGUACACAGAAGCAGUGGAACUCUGUUUGAAAACAGCUACUGAAACCUCAGAAGCAGGCCUCCAGUCCAAACUGAAACAGCUGGCUCGACAAGCACUGGAUAGAGCAGAAGCACUGAAGGAAUCUAUGUCAAAGUCAUCUCAGAAAGAAAAGUCAACUGCAGCCAAACCAAAUCAGCCAGUCAGAACAUUCUUUCCACUGGGACCUGAUUUUUCUUUAAAUGAUAAACCACAGACAAUCAGAGCAGUACAAGCUAGUGAAUCUCAAGGUCAGAGAUACACUGCAGAGGAGAUUGAAGUACUCAGGAAGACUUCAAAGAUUAAUGGCAUUGAAUAUGUACCUUUCAUGAGUGUUGAUCUGAGGGAACGUUUUGCCUUCCCUAUGCCUUUUUCUGAUAAGUGUGGGAAGCUACCCUUAUCCCCCAAACAGAAAGCAAUGUUUGCCAAGUGGGUGAGACCGGAUGACAUAACAAAUAACCCUACGAUGAUCUACACCGUAUCAAGUUUCAGCAUAAAGCAGACAAUAGUGUCAGAUUGUUCUUUUGUGGCAUCACUAGCUAUCAGUGCAGCGUAUGAAAGAAGAUACAACAAAAAAUUGAUCACGAGUAUAAUUUACCCUCAGAAUAAGAAAGGAGAACCGGAAUAUAAUCCAUGUGGUAAAUACAUGGUGAAGCUUCAUAUCAAUGGUGUUCCUAGAAAGGUAAUCAUAGAUGACCAGCUACCUGUUGAUCAUAGUGGGGAACUUCUCUGCUCUUAUUCCAAUAAUAAGAAUGAAUUAUGGGUGUCACUAAUAGAAAAAGCUUACAUGAAGGUCAUGGGAGGAUAUGAUUUUCCUGGAUCAAAUUCUAAUAUUGAUCUCCAUGCACUGACAGGUUGGAUACCUGAAAGAAUUGCAAUGCACUCUGACAAUCAAGCCUUCAAUAAAGACAGCACUUUCAGAAUGCUUUAUCAGAGAUUUCACAAGGGAGAUGUCCUUAUCACAACAGCAACAGGGGUGAUGUCUGAAGAGGAAGGAGAAAAGUGGGGUUUAGUUCCAACCCAUGCAUAUGCAGUCUUGGAUAUAAGAGAAUAUAAGGGACUUCGAUUUCUUCAGCUAAAAAAUCCCUGGAGCCACUUACGUUGGAAGGGACGAUACAGUGAAAAUGACACACGAAACUGGACCCCAGACUUACAAAAAUACUUGAACUUUGAUCCCAGAACAGCUCAGAAAAUAGACAAUGGCAUUUUCUGGAUUUCCUGGGAAGACCUGUGCCAGUACUAUGAUGUUAUUUAUUUGAGUUGGAACCCAAGUCUUUUCAAAGAAUCUACAUGUAUUCACAGCACGUGGGAUGCAAAGCAGGGCCCGGUGAAGGACGCCUACAGCCUGGCCAACAACCCUCAGUACAAGCUGGAGGUGCAGUGUCCACAGGGUGGUGCUGCUGUCUGGGUCCUGCUCAGCAGGCACAUCACUGACAAGGAUGACUUUGCACACAAUCGGGAAUUCAUUACAAUGGUUGUGUACAAGACUGAUGGCAAAAAAGUUUACUAUCCAGCUGAUCCUCCUCCUUAUAUUGAUGGUAUUCGGAUCAACAGUCCUCAUUAUCUGACCAAGAUAAAGCUGACCUCUCCAGGAUCCCAUACAUUCACCUUAGUGGUGUCCCAGUAUGAGAAACAAAACACCAUCCACUACACCAUCAGGGUGUAUUCCGUGUGCAAGUUCACCUUUUCCAAGAUUCCCACACCCUACACCAUUUCCAAACGGGUUAAUGGACAGUGGAAAGGUCACAGUGCUGGAGGGUGUGGAAACUUCAGAGACACCUACAAAAAUAACCCCAUUUAUCAAUUCCAGCUAGACAAGAAUGGACCAUUGCUAAUUGAACUACGGGGACCAAGGCAAUACAGCGUUGGUUUUGAACUGGUCACCGUCUCAACAGUGGGAGAUCCUGGUUCCUAUGGCUUUCAGAAAAAAAGCAGUGGUGACUACAGGUGUGGAUUUUGCUACUUGGAGGUGGAGAACACUUUUGCUGGAGUUUACAACAUUAUCCCCACCACAUUCCUGCCUCAACAAGAGGGGCCCUUUUUCUUAGAUUUUAACAGUACUACUCCUCUUAAGGUGUCACAGCUGCAGUGAGGAGACAGAACUGUGCAGUGCUGUUUAAGGAGAUGGUUUUGACCUGUCCUACAGUCUGAGAACAGGUGAAGAAUCCUUAUUACACCUGCACAAAAGAGAAUUACAUCCUGAGUUACAGCCAAAAGCAUGGAAUGACAGAUUGCCAGGUAAUUGUGGCAGGCAGUUAGCUGUGGAUUUGCUGCCAUGGUCCAGGAGUGAGCACUGUUCAACAGGCUUGGGAAUAGGCUAAAAUGCAUAUAUUCAAAUGAACCAGCAGAAGAACUCACUUUAUUGCAGUUUUUCCACACUUUGAUUCAAAGUCUAGUGAGUUACAAGAAAAACUAAUAUUGAAAUUCCCUCCUCCCCACAUACAGGGUAUAUGGGCUAAAGAUUCUAUUCUUAAAAGUAAACAUAUAAGAAAAAAAUAUUCUUGUGUAUUCUGCUUAUUCAGUCUCAGGACCAAAUAGCUUUUAUUACAUA